Molecule: messenger RNA, 1760 nt
Organism: Portunus trituberculatus (swimming crab)
Lineage: Eukaryota; Metazoa; Arthropoda; Malacostraca; Decapoda; Portunidae
Exons: 7
Coding region: 111-1760 (549 amino acids)
Source: RefSeq, a predicted model, not a curated record
CUUAAUCUUCUUAGAGCGUAGCAGGACAACAGUCAGACCAGCGCACGCCACUGCCCAGGCCAGCCGCUGCCCGCACAUUCCACACCGCGCCGCGCCCUGGUACGUUCACCAUGGCGACUCUCCUCAGACCACUGCUGUUGACCCUUUUCCUGCUCGGUAUCGCCACCUGGUCAGGUACGGACGCCUUCUCACUGCUGGACUUGUUCGGCGACACAACCGGGUCACCCACACCCACGGAACAAACACCUCUUCCUCCUGAGAGAGCCCACCAGCACAACCACAGUCACACCCAUCACCACCACGGCCACCACACCACAAAGAACCAUCACGCCCAGCACAACCACAACCCACACGGUGAUGAUGAUGAUAACCGGACCAACCACAACCACCACAGCCACCACAAACACCACCAUGGCCAAAAGCAUGACCAGUCCCAUGCUCAGGCGCAUGACCAGCCCAUUGAAGGCAGACAGGAGCCGUCUGUAGCGUCUCACAGCAUCCUGGGCUACAAAUUCGACAAGCCGCUGAGUCUGGACGAGCGGCGGCAGCAGAACGAGUGGUCAGGCACCAACAAGAAGCUCCGCAAACACCACCACGGCCACCACGACCGCCAUAACUCCGACCAUGGCUACAUCAAUCCCUACUACAAUCAAAUAAGCCCUUAUCACACGAGUCCCGACCAGCACAUGAACCCCUACCUCGACCAUAACAGCCCCCACAACACACCCCACCACCAGCGCGGCAGCCACAAGUACUACAGCCGCACCAGCCCUACACACCCCGGUCACAAGCACUCGGCACACCACCAUCACGCCCACAGCCUCUCCCCUCUCUCCCCAUACUUGCACUACCCUCCUCCUCCUCCUGCACCUGUCAUGCCGUCAUCAAAAACAAGACGUAUGCCAUCACCUCUGGCCAAUCUGCUUCCUCCACCACCACCACCACUACCGCCAUCUGCCAAAUGCCCCAUGCUGUACUCAAGAGUCGGCCACCGCUGCGUCGCCAUCUUCAGCGUUGCUCGAAUGACUUGGAGGGACGCCCAGCACUUCUGUGACGGGAUCUUCGGGGACCUCAUUACCUUCACCGACUACGACUUCAAGUAUAUGGUGAACUUCCUCAAGGAGAAAGGUCUGAGUUCUCCCUUGUGGGUUGGAGGCCACGCCACGCCCCUGGGCUGGCUCUGGAUAAGUCAGCAGAGACACAUGACGCUGGGUACACCUUUCUGGGCCGUCAGAACAAAAGACAGCACCAACUCCAUAAACGUCCAGGCUCCCACUGCCAACCUUGCAGAGUACGAUCAAUGGUGCGCGGCGAUGGACCCCGAGGACUUCUACUACCUUAGCGACGCCAAGUGUGAGGAGAAGCGAGCGCCGGUGUGUGAGCUGCGGCGAGGGAUUGAAGUGAUGGUAGCGCGCCCAGGGACAAACUACUACCCAGCGUUAGAAGACAGGGCGUGGAUGAAGAUGGGAAGAUGUAGCGGCGAGGAGGCCAAGGAGGAAGGGAUGGAAGAAGCUAAUGAGGAGGACAGCAGCAGCAGCAGUAGUAGUAGUGAGAGUAAUAGUGAGAGUAGCGAGGAUGAGGAGGUGGAAGAGGAAAAGGAACAGGAGGGCGAAGACGGGAAGGAGGAAGAGAUAAAGAAAGAGGAGAGUGAGGAGGAAGAGGAGAAAGAGGAAGAGGGGGAUGAAGGGAUAAAGCAGGAGGGGAACAGUUACUUCCUACCUGAGGACCACGAUGCUGUGUUAAGUCUGUUCAUCGAGUGA